UAACGCCACGAACACUCGUACCACUCACAGCCUUCGCGAUACGAACACGCUAAAAAGUGCACGUUGAAUUUUGUUACAACCCUAUUUUUAAAAAGUUAGUGUGUGAUGUGAUUCCGUUUUCGAAUUUGAACCAGUGUUCCGUUUUCAAAGUGUUGUCAAAUAAAAAGUGCUGACUUCGAAUUGUGUGAAACUUUUUUUGUUGUAAACUUUGUGACAGUUUUUGUUGUUUUUUUUCAUGCCAGUACUGUUUCGGUUACGUGUUUAUUUUCCAAAGAGUUUGGAAAUUCUACUUACAAGGGAGCGAUGACCCCUCGGCUCGGGGUGCUGGCCUGAAAGAUGGCUCGAGCGGCCGCUGUCUGCCUAUUCACGGCUCAUUUCCUGGGGUGCAUCAUUGUAUGCCGACAAGACAGCGGCAACAACAGACCUCGGGACCAAAGCACAGUCUCAGAAUCUUCUAGAAGAUUCAGGACGGAGUUCCUAGAAGACUGGCCUCAGACCCCUGGGGCUCCAUACUUUGAUCCUAGCACGCCUGACAAUGUGACCGGCUUGGUGGGGCAUCCUGUCAUACUGCUGUGCAAAGUCAAGAAUUUGCAGAAUAGAACUGUAUCAUGGGUCCGUCACCGCGACAUCCACCUGCUGACGGUGGGGCGCUACACGUACACCUCGGACCAGCGCUUCGAGGCGCAGCACAAGCCGCGCUCCGAGGAGUGGGCGCUGCGUAUACGCAGCCCGCAGCGCCGCGACUCCGGACAGUACGAGUGCCAGAUAUCCACCACGCCGCCUAUAGGCCAUGCUGUACAUCUUAAUAUUGUAGAACCAGAAACCGAGAUAAUGGGGGGUCCAGACCUGUUCAUAUACGCGGGCUCCACCAUCAACCUCACGUGUAUUGUGAGGCACACGCCAGAACCGCCCAACACUAUCAAUUGGACGCAUAGAGGGAAGACGAUAAACUUCGACUCAACGCGAGGCGGCAUAUCGCUAGUUACCGAGAAGGGUAUACACAGCAGUAGUAGGCUGCUGGUACAAUCCGCGCGGACGACGGACGCGGGAACGUAUCAAUGUGCGCCGGAUAACGCGCAGUCAGCGACCGCGAGAGUGCACGUACUUACUGGUGAGACCCCAGCAGCAAUGCAAGGAAGUGCACAGUGGGCGAGCAGUUUUGACCUACACACACUAAUAGGCAUCGCUAGUGUUAUAUACUUAUUAAUUGUGUAAAUAAAAUAAACGUUUAAAGAGAAUGUGACAAUCAAAACGUGAACUUACAAAGCAUAAUCGAAUAAAAAAAGUUUGAUGGACUCUCGAUAUCGAAUCGAUUGUAAAAGUGUUGAUAAAAGUGAAUGGUUCAAAGAUUCGAUUGAUCAAUCGAUAUACAGAAGAACUAGUGAUGUGAAGUGAAUGGUGUUUUGUAAAAAUAAUAAUAGUAUUGUACAGAAUGUUUGAAAUUCAAAGCCUGAUUGUCAGUUGUCAGCGGCUUGUCAAUCUUUUAGUAAAACUGGGAUUUUGUUACUAAAGAAAAAUUGUGGCACUAUUUUUGACGAGUAUUUUUUGUGGCAAACAAAGAGCCUUUGAAAUUUUGGUUUGAUUAAAAUGCCUGUUUACUAAGGUUUCAAAACAGCAGGAAACAUAAAAAUUUUGUACUCCUUAAACUGCCUUUUUCAGUCUGAAUUAAUUAUAAAUUAGCUUUACUAUUAUUUUAUAUUUCAACCUGAAAAGUUAUUGAUUGGCAUAAAUGUAUAAACGAAUAUUAUUGUAAUAGUUUUCUGUGAAUGUUCAAAAGUAUUUAUCAGUAUUUGGACACUGUAUUUAUGUUAAAUCACUAUGAUCAAUCAGGACUAUAAAACAAGCCUGAUGGAAAAUCUGUGCCAACGUUGCAUAGAAAAUAUCCUCAUAAUCAGGGUAAUGUUAAAAGCUAGAAUAUUACUACAUUUCAACCCUCACCUUUCUAAUGUUUAAAUUCAUAACUUUACUAAUAAAGGCCCGCUAAUUAUCAAUCAACCGAUUGAAACUGAUUGAUAUACGAUUAAUUGAUUGACUGAUGAUUGAAAGCAAUGUCAAUCGUGAUUGAUAAUUAGCUGGUCAAAUAAGAAAAAAACGAUGUAAAAAUUGUAGUUAACAUAAAAUAGAUAUAGAUAAUAUUGUUUUGGAGAUUAAAAGUUGAUUUAAAUAAAA
Helicoverpa armigera (cotton bollworm) is the source of this 2169-nucleotide messenger RNA. Its product is annotated as hemicentin-2. Gene Ontology annotation, biological process: synapse organization. The transcript is spliced from 7 exons. The record is from RefSeq and is a predicted model, not a curated record. Gene Ontology annotation, cellular component: neuron projection membrane. NCBI's taxonomy places the organism in Eukaryota, Metazoa, Arthropoda, Insecta, Lepidoptera, Noctuidae. The coding region runs from base 337 to 1215 and encodes 292 amino acids.